CGGGCCAUCCGUUUCUGCAUCGGGCGGCGCACGGCCACCCCAAGCGCGCUCCCCGUGUGUUAUCCACGACUAGCGCCGUGCCCGGCGUCGGCCACGGCGGCGAUGGCGGCGGCCAGGCGCCUCUUCUCCUUCCACCUCGCCCUCCGCCCCCGCGAACCCGCACGCCCUCUCGCCACCGCUGCCACUGCCGUCGCGGUUCCGCACCGCCGCGGCAAGCACGAUGCGGUCGCCUGCAAGGCCACCGGGAAGCCCAAGCCCAAGGCGGGUAGCAAGGGCGGCGAGCAGCUGCGGAGGCGGCCGCUGGAGGAGCACCUCAAGCGACGCACGCGCUCCGCGGCCGCCUUCGACGCCGACCUGUACGGGCACCACGGUCACGCGCACCACGUGCCGGUGUUGCUCGGCGAGGUCCUCGCCGCCUUCCGCCGGCCCCGCCCGCUCCGCUCCUUCGUCGACUGCACCCUCGGCGCCGCCGGGCAUUCCCUCGCCAUGAUGGAGGCGCACCCGGAAAUGGAGCUGUACGUUGGCAUGGACGUCGAUCCCACUGCCCUGGAGAUCGGCUGUGGGCACAUUGAGGCCUUCCUUGCUAGUAGGGAAUCGAAUGGAGGGGAGCUGUGUGCCUACACUCACAUCAAGAACUUUAAGUACAUCAAGCAAGUUCUUGGUAGUGUGGACGAGAGGCUAGCUGUUGGCUCGUCUGGAGUUGACGGCAUCCUCAUUGACCUCGGCAUGUCAUCCAUGCAGGUAAACAGAUCAAAUAGGGGAUUCAGUGUACUCCAGGAUGGCCCUCUUGAUAUGCGCAUGGACCCUAAGGCAACUUUAAGAGCAGAGGAUAUCUUGAAUUCUUGGCCGGAGCUUGAAGUUGGACGUAUCCUGCGUGAUUACGGGGAGGAGAGCAAUUGGCAAUUCCUCCAGAAGCAAAUUGUUAAAGCCCGGGAAAUGGGUGGUCUGCACUCCACCGGGGAUCUUGUCAAACUAAUUCAAAGAAAGUGUACCAUCUCAAAAGGAAGGCAAGGCUGGAUCAAGACUGCAACAAGAGUGUUUCAGGCCCUCAGGAUUGCAGUUAAUGAUGAACUCCAGGUUCUUGAAGAUUCACUUCAUUCAAGCUUUGACUGCCUAGCGACAGGUGGCUGUCUUGCUGUAAUCUCGUUCCACAGUCUGGAGGACAGAAUUGUGAAAAAGACCUUCUUGGAGCUCAUCCAUGGGGGUGAAGCAGAUGGUGAAGAGGACGAUGAUGAUGACCUGACACUCCCUGACAUCGAUGAUGAAGAUGAACCAUGGUUCAGCCAGAGAGUGCAAGGAAGCAAUGGAAUCGUCCUUACGAAAAGACCAAUGACCCCUUCUCAAGAGGAGGAAAAACUAAAUCAGAGGUGCAGAAGUGCGAAGCUGAGAGUUAUCCGAAAGGCCUGAAUAAUUUAAGAUGGUUUUGCAGGAUUAAUGUGGAUGCCCACACAAAAAUUGUUGGAGCCAGUGCACAUGUGAAAUGAGACGGUCCCUUAUGUUAUGUACGCUGGCAACCACGCUCUGGAUCACCAGAAAAAAUUACCUCGACCAGACAAAACAGUAUCAUUUUUCCUCCACAUGAAACCUAGAGGCUUAGGUUAGUCAAAAAAAAAAUCUCACUGUAUCUGCAUCAGUUACUGAAAUUCAUCCAUGUGUAUCAUCAGCACAUGUACUCCAUCAGACCAUUACCUUGCAAGAUAAAAUAGCCAGUUUAUGGUUUCCUGUGACCCACUUAUCCA
Messenger RNA from Panicum virgatum (switchgrass), 1739 nucleotides. RefSeq names its product ribosomal RNA small subunit methyltransferase H-like. Gene Ontology annotation, molecular function: rRNA (cytosine-N4-)-methyltransferase activity. Lineage: Eukaryota; Viridiplantae; Streptophyta; Magnoliopsida; Poales; Poaceae. Bases 103 to 1407 code for a protein of 434 amino acids. Gene Ontology annotation, biological process: rRNA base methylation. The record is from RefSeq and is a predicted model, not a curated record. The transcript is spliced from 6 exons.